Molecule: messenger RNA, 468 nt
Organism: Cordyceps fumosorosea ARSEF 2679
Lineage: Eukaryota; Fungi; Ascomycota; Sordariomycetes; Hypocreales; Cordycipitaceae
Product: phase-specific protein
Exons: 1
Coding region: 1-468 (155 amino acids)
Source: RefSeq, a predicted model, not a curated record
AUGCUCAAGCAACUUAGCCUCCUCGCCCUCGCCGGCCUCAGCGCUGCCACCAACGUCGGCAGCGCCCGCGUCGUCAACAACUGCGACCACCCGGUGACGCUGUGGUCUGUCGGCGGCGACAUCUCGGCCGCGCACACACUCGCCAAGAACGGCGGCAAGUACGCCGAGCAGUACCACCGCGACCCCAAGACGGGCGGCAUCGCCCUCAAGAUCACCCUAGCGAACAACGGCAUCUACACGGGCGCCGCGCAGACCAUCUUCGCCUACACCCUCGACCCGAACGCGGUCUGGUACGACCUGAGCUCCUCCAUGGGCGAUGCCUUCGCGGGAAAGCGCCUGACGGUGACGUCGUCCAACACGCAGUGCCAGGGCAUCGUCUGGGCGGACGGCCGCACGCCCGCGGGUAGCCAGGUCAAGGUGUGCACGCCCGACAGCGACACGACCCUCACUUUGUGCGCGGCCAAGUAA